Molecule: messenger RNA, 1052 nt
Organism: Trichechus manatus latirostris (Florida manatee)
Lineage: Eukaryota; Metazoa; Chordata; Mammalia; Sirenia; Trichechidae
Gene: CCDC24
Product: coiled-coil domain containing 24
Exons: 9
Coding region: 1-954 (317 amino acids)
Source: RefSeq, a predicted model, not a curated record
AUGCACCAGGACUCCGUGUCGCUGUGGCAGCUAGUGGAGGAGCAUAUUCCGCUCCCGGAGCGGCCCGAAGUGAAGAGGAUCCUUGGGGAAGCGGCGGUGGACCUGAGCCUGGAGCUGCGGGCGGAGUUGGCGAUGCUGUGGGAACUGCUCCAGGAGGCUCGGUCCUCCCAAACCUCUGGCUCCUGUCCCACUUCCGACCCCUGCUCCCUUCUGGCACCACCGCUGCUUCUAAGGGACCUUGUGCGCCAGGAACUCCGCCAGCUGCUCCAAGGUCUCCGCCACAAGGCCAUCUGUGAGGGCAGGGACCAGGCCCAGGCUUGGGUCCAGUAUAGCCCCAGGGUCAUACGCUUUGCCUUGGAGGAGCCCAGAUGUGAUUCUCCAGAGCAGAGGAUACUUGCAAUGAGAGCUGGUGAACCCAGCAGCAGCCACAGAGACCUCAGUAUCAUCAGGGACCAACUGAACGUGUCUGACAUCGACCAGGUUGCCGGGCACCUGCGGGGCCUCCUAGAGCAGGAGUGUCGUAGCUUGGAGAGGGACAUCUCCGUCCUGCAGGGCUGCCUGGAAGAGGAAUACACGCGGGCUUCCCAGCCCCUGGAAACAGCCCUAGAGCCCACACUGGCAGAGCUACAGGAACAGAAGAAAGUCAUGGAACGGGACCUGAAGGCCCCUCUGGGGCCCUCCUCUGUCUCCCCCAGCCACAGGCAGCAGCUGUCGGGCCGGCCCCUCCCCCUGGGCACACAGGCGAUGAGGUCCUCCAUUCAAGGCCCCAGACCCUUUCCUUGCCCCCGUGGGGCUGCUGGAGUUUUGGCUGUGCCUACACCUCCUUCGGAGUGCCGCCCCCGACCUCGAGGCCUGACUGCCACUUGCCGCUGGGGACGGCAGCUCCGAUGUAGCACCCGGGAAGGGUCAGCUCCCACUGCAGUGUCCGGGGUGGCACCCCAGGCCCCCACCUGAAGAGCUGAUCACAAAGCUGUCCCACCCCUCACCUGGAGGAGAGUGUCCCCAUCUGUGCGGCAGAGCUGGAACAGGGCGUAGAGUGGGAUGCAAAUGAC